This is a messenger RNA of Actinia tenebrosa (Australian red waratah sea anemone), 912 nucleotides long. Its product is annotated as succinate dehydrogenase assembly factor 4, mitochondrial-like. The record is from RefSeq and is a predicted model, not a curated record. Lineage: Eukaryota; Metazoa; Cnidaria; Anthozoa; Actiniaria; Actiniidae.
UCCAAGAUGGCGGUCGCAGUGAAAAGGUUAUGUAAGGGAGUCUUCAAUUUAAACUCACUUAACACUGGAUUUAUUGCGUCUGGGAAUUUAUUGAAGGCGUCUGUACCUCGUACUAUGGCAUAUCUAGGUUCAGUUCGAAGAUUGAGCGAUAAUGUUGAGGAUAAAGAAAGUACGCAGUCAAAGAAUGAAGGGGAGAAGAUAGAGGAAUCAGCUGAUCCUUUUGCAGCCUUCCCUGAUGAUGUUAAUCCUGUAACGAAGGAGAGAGGAGGACCUAAAGGACCGGAGCCUACGAGAUAUGGCGACUGGGAACGCAAGGGACGAUGUAUUGACUUUUGAGAUUAUUUAUUAUCAACAGUCAGUUUGGGCAAAGCCCCGAGUACUGAACAAAAUGGAUGACGCAACUGUCAAGAUACCUUACAUAACGAAACUCUUACGUUAUCCCAAAUGAGACACAGAAAUAUUUCUUAUCCUCAACAACAUUUUGAAAAAGCGAUUAUUACCUUUUUUAUAUGUACCGAAAAAGAAAACCAUUGCCAUGGUAACAUUACCCCGCUGUAUUUCUGAAGGACGUCGUGUUCUAAUACUGGGUGCUGCGUAUCAUAAUGCAUUAAUAAAUGAUAAUUACUAGGGUUAAUGGAUAGUGGAGUUUUAUCAUUGUUCGUAUGGCAUACUAGUUUCAUCCAUCCAACGUCAAAUUUUAACCCAUGUCUGGUCAAUCAUUUGUCGGUUCUACUGAAAGGCAUGAAAAAAAAAUUGAUAUCUUCACAACCCAUAAAGAAUGCUCUAAUCGGAGUCCGCAGCUAGAGCGAAUUUUGGAUUGGUGGGUGUGGGAUGGGGGCUAAUGUUUUUAAAUAAAUGCUUUCAAAUGCUGAAUUUUAAAUCAUAUAGAGAAUAAAUCACAAAUGGAGGCAA